Propithecus coquereli (Coquerel's sifaka) is the source of this 995-nucleotide messenger RNA. RefSeq names its product HEAT repeat-containing protein 5B-like. Gene Ontology annotation, cellular component: endocytic vesicle; Golgi apparatus; membrane. Gene Ontology annotation, biological process: retrograde transport, endosome to Golgi; endocytosis; intracellular protein localization. The record is from RefSeq and is a predicted model, not a curated record. NCBI's taxonomy places the organism in Eukaryota, Metazoa, Chordata, Mammalia, Primates, Indriidae. The annotation marks the transcript as partial. The transcript has 2 exons.
GUUCAAGCUAAAUGUUACCAGCUUCUCCUCUCAGUCUUCCAACAUUCCAAUCGCGCCCUUUCAACUCCUUAUAUCCAUUCAUUAGCUCCAAUAGUGGUUGAAAAGCUAAAAGCUGUUGAAAGAAACAGACCAGCCAAUAACACAGAACUUUUAGCUGUUCAAGAAGGAAUCAAAGUUCUUGAAACAUUGGUUGCUCUUGGUGAAGAACAAAACAGAGUCCAAUUACUUGCUCUCUUAGUUCCCACUUUAAUCUCCUACCUGCUGGAUGAAAAUUCUUUUGCCUCAGCAAGUUCAGCUUCCAAAGACCUUCAUGAGUUUGCACUCCAGAAUUUAAUGCAUAUUGGACCUUUAUAUCCACAUGCUUUCAAGACAGUAAUGGGGGCUGCUCCUGAGUUGAAAAUACGCCUAGAAACUGCUGUUCGAGCAAGCCAAGCUAGCAAAGCUAAAGCAGCUGCCAGACAGCCAGCCCCUACCAUACAUUCUGCACCAACAAUUAAGCUAAAAACAAGUUUCUUUUAAUUUUUUCUUCCAUUCAUUUUUAUUUAUGUUGUCAGCUAGCUCCUAAUUAGUGAAAGCCACUGUAUCAUCCCAGGCUAUGGAUUCUGUUUUAUUUGUAUAUUGGUGUUAGAGUGCUUCCAAGUAGUUUAAGUGAAAUAAUGUUCACACCACUUAUUGAUUUUUAAGGAGUGAUUUUUUUAUCAUGUGAUGAAUUUGUUUUCAUUUUACCCCUAAUAAUGUUUCUCUUUUAUUAAUUAAUUUAUUUUUUAAACACUGAGCCAUAGUCUUUUAAAUUUAAAUGCUAAAAACAUAAUUGUAUCAUGUAGUCAGGCAGCCUAUUGAUAUUGUCAGGGAAAAAAAUAGGUCAGAAUUCAGCAUUUGUUAUGAAAAAAUUCAACUGAAAAACAAGCAGAUUUUAAAUUUUGAAGUAACCAAAAUAAUGGAAAGUAUCUGUUUUAUGAUGUAUAUACUAUGAAUAAAAUCACAACAUUUUCUAA